UUCCAUUAACGAACGUUCGAAAACGUUUCACGUGAUUGAUGAUUAUUAAUGAAUUACAUAAUUCAUGACUAAUUUGGUUGCCUGGCGAUUAGUGGGACUAGAAACCUUAAGCUGGCGUAGAGUUUAUUGGACCUUUUUGAGGCGCAACCGAAACUUGCAACAUAUCCAGCUUUCUCUCCAGCGAUCGACAGACAAGAGAAAGGCUGACAGCCUCACAACCACAACCUGUACUAGUCAUCUACCCAUCCAUCUUCUGGAUCCUCUAGUUAUCACAGGAGCAAGUCUGAAGGAGCAAGAAAGGGCGCCACAACACCGCGCGUCGAGAUGUCUUUAUUCAAUAGACCAUACGUGUCCAAUGGCCACGUACUAGAGAAUCCGCCGCUCUCGGCCAAGAUACGCCGCUUGUUCCAAUGGUUAUAUAUGUUUUUUGGUCUCUAUUUUGUCAGCCUUUUCUCGUUUACUCCGUAUGCUGCCGCCGAGGCUUCCCAGUUUAAUAUCAAGAAUCCUUCAAACCGCGACCCUAGAAAUAGGAAUAGAGGCAUAGGCAGAGGCGGCGGUGGUGGUGGAGGAGGAGGUUACGAUAGGAGAGGCGGAGGAGGUGGUGGCCCCUCAAAGCGAAUUGGAAGGGUGGAUGAUGUCCGCGGUCCAGAAUGCAAGAGUUGUCAGUGAUGGGUCUAUAUUCGUAGGCGGGUAAUAUGUACGAAGUAACAUGAAAGGCCAGAAUGAACGUAUUAAAUAUAUAUAUAUAUAUUAAUUUUUUUC
Trichophyton rubrum CBS 118892 is the source of this 762-nucleotide messenger RNA. RefSeq lists its product as uncharacterized. The record is from RefSeq and is a predicted model, not a curated record. The transcript has 3 exons. Bases 325 to 669 code for a protein of 114 amino acids. NCBI's taxonomy places the organism in Eukaryota, Fungi, Ascomycota, Eurotiomycetes, Onygenales, Arthrodermataceae.